Nicotiana attenuata is the source of this 2365-nucleotide messenger RNA. RefSeq names its product polyadenylate-binding protein 3-like. NCBI's taxonomy places the organism in Eukaryota, Viridiplantae, Streptophyta, Magnoliopsida, Solanales, Solanaceae. Gene Ontology annotation, cellular component: ribonucleoprotein complex. The transcript has 7 exons. Gene Ontology annotation, molecular function: RNA binding. Bases 165 to 2135 code for a protein of 656 amino acids. The record is from RefSeq and is a predicted model, not a curated record.
CUCUCUCUGAUCUUCUCCUCUUCAUCCAUUAAGUCUUUCACUUCACAAUUCAAUCUCUUUCUCUCUCUCUAUAUUCAGACACAUUUAUCUCUCUCUAUAUAUAUAAUAAUAGUAAUAAUCUAUUUAACGUGUUAUUCGAUUUUAAUCGGAGAUAACCUCAAGUGAUGGCGGCGACGGCGGUUCCGCCACCAGCGGUGCAAACUCAGGCGGAAACGACGACGGUCGGAGCGACACCACCGCCGACUCCGCAGGUGGCAAUGGGAGGUGGUGGUAACGGUAGUGGUGGUGUUGGUGUGACGACUAGUACGAACUAUGCCCUGUACGUAGGGGAUCUGGACACGUCAGUGGAAGAAGGACAACUGUAUGAGGUGUUUAACCACGUGGCACAAGUCGUGUCCGUUAGGGUUUGCAGGGAUCAAUCGGGCCGGUUCUCCCUCGGUUACGCUUAUGUCAAUUUCGCUUCUCCACAUGAUGCUGCUACUGCUAGGGAGUUAUUGAAUUUUAGUCAGUUGAAUGGAAAACCUAUGAGGAUAAUGUUUUCUCAUAGAGAUCCUAGUCUGCGGAAGAGCGGAUAUGCAAAUGUUUUCAUUAAGAAUCUGGACUCGUCAAUUGAUAACAAGGCAUUGUAUGACACUUUUGCUGCCUUUGGAACGGUUCUUUCCUGCAAGGUAGUUGUUGAUAGUAAUGGUCAGUCAAAAGGAUAUGGAUUUGUGCAAUUUGAUCAGGACGAAGCCGCACACAAUGCAAUCAAGCGUCUAAAUGGUAUGUUGAUAAAUGAUAAACAAGUCUAUGUUGGCCACUUCAUCCGUCGACAAGAAAGGAGUCAAGCAAAUGCCUCUGAUAAAUUCACAAAUGUGUAUGUGAAAGACCUUCCUGAAACUACCACUGAUGAGGAUCUUAAGAAGCUUUUUGAGAAGUAUGGAACCAUCACCAGUGCUGUAGUUAUGAAAGACAAAAAUGGGAAGUCCAAGUGUUUUGGCUUCGUCAAUUAUGAGAGCUCGGAUGCUGCAGCCUCUGCUGUUGAACAGUUGAGUGGCAGUUCCUUGAAAGAAAAAGUUCUGUAUGUAGGCAAGGCCCAGAAGAAAUCAGAACGCGAAGCAGAACUGAAAGCCAAAUUCGAACAAGAAAGAGCUAGACGAUUUGAGAAACUAAAAGGUGCUAACUUGUAUUUGAAAAAUCUCGACGACAGUGUGAAUGAUGAAAAUCUGAAAGAGUUAUUCUCGGAGUAUGGAACCAUAACGUCCUGCAAGGUGAUGCGCGACUCAAAAGGGGUGAGCAAGGGUUCUGGCUUUGUUGCCUUCUCCACCCCCGAGGAAGCUACACGAGCUUUGAACGAAAUGAAUGGCAAGUUGAUAGGAAAGAAACCUUUAUUUGUUGCUGUUGCCCAGCGCAAGGAUGAAAGAAGAGCAUGGCUACAGCAGGCACAUUUUGCUCGGAUGCGACCAGCUGGGGGGAUGGCUCCUCCUCCUAUGCCUGGGUUUCACAAUGGGGCACCUCGACUUGCUCCUCAGCAGGUCUACUUUGGUCAAGGUGCCCCAAGACUUAUAGCACCUCAAGCCGCUGGAUUUGGCUUCCAGCAACAACUCAUGCCUGGACUUCGUCCAGCUGUUGGCCCGAAUUUCCUCUUGCCCUAUCAGCUUCAGCAUCAAGGACAACACGGACGUGUUGGUAGAAGGAGAGGAGGGAAUACUCAACAGCAGCAGCAGUGGAACUCCGGUAGAUUCAAUCCCAAUGGACGAAAUGGCAUGCAUCCUAGCAUCACUCAAGGUAUGAUGGGACCAAUUAUGCCAGCGCCAUUUGAUGCUUCUGCUAUGACAUCAUCUACGUUGGACAUCCAACGCACUAACCCAGGGCCACCAUCAACACUUGCUUCUUCUUUGGCCUUUGCUUCUCCAGAAGAUCAGCAUCGGAUGCUUGGAGAGCAGUUAUUUCCACUUGUGGAACGCAUUGAACGUGAUCAUGCUGGUAAAGUUACUGGGAUGUUGCUUGAGAUGGAUCAAACUGAGGUGCUUCAUCUCAUCGAGUCCCCUGAUGCUCUCAAUAAGAAAGUUUCCGAGGCUAUGGAUGUUCUUCGCUUAGCAGGGCCAGGUUCUAGUGUUGGUGACAAAUUUGGAUCUCUCACCCUGAAUGGAUGAAGCAAAUUUUUAUUUUUUGGAAGGGGUAAUGGUGGCAGCGUUGGGAAUCUAUUACCUAGUUCUUUUGUGGGAUGGCUAUCAUCCUCUGUGGUUUGGCUAAGGCAGUAAAUGACAUUCUCUAUAGGCUUCUAACUUUAGCAAAGAGACCUUCUUGGAAUGAUAAACUAGGAAUUUGUUUUGCUUGAUCACAUUUUUUAUUAUUUUAUUUAUUUGUUUAUUUUUUGGUUUUU